This is a messenger RNA of Hyaena hyaena (striped hyena), 1106 nucleotides long. Its product is annotated as mucin-12-like. The transcript has 11 exons. The record is from RefSeq and is a predicted model, not a curated record. NCBI's taxonomy places the organism in Eukaryota, Metazoa, Chordata, Mammalia, Carnivora, Hyaenidae. The coding region runs from base 1 to 1086 and encodes 361 amino acids.
AUGACGACCCAGUCUUCAGCUAUGACACCAAGCCAGUGCCAGAAUGGGACCAUCUGGAAUGGAAAGGAGUGUGUCUGUGCCCAAGGCUUCUUUGGUUACCAGUGCAAGUCACUUGUGGACUCCUUCCUCUUAGAAAUCCCAGAAAAAAUCAAUGCCACUUUAGGUGUGACAGUGAAAGUGACUAACUGGAAUUUCACAAAAGAUCUGAAUAACAUAUCUUCCCCAGAAUACUGGAAUUUCACUCAACUCUUCAAGAGUCAGAUGGAUAAAGUUUACAUGGGCAAAGACUUUCCCCAGUACAGAGGCGUGAUCAUUAGGAGACUGUUAAAUGGCAGUGUCGUGGUGGAACAUGACGUCACUAUGGAGGCAAACUACACUUCUGAGUUUGACAAACUGUUUGCAAACCUCUCUAAAAUCAUAAAGAUCAAGAUUGUGAAUGAGACCAAAAGGCUAUCUGGUGACUCUGAAGAGUGCAGAGCAUCCUCACAACUGUGCUUCAAUGGGGAAGCCACCAUCGUGAGUGAGAAAGUGACGUUGGGCUUUGACCUGAAGGAACAAUGCACUCAGAAGGCUGCGAAGGACUAUGUUCAGUUCUACUUCGUGGAUGAGCUGGAUGGAAAGCUGGCCUGUGUGACCAAAUGCACCUCGGGGACGAAGUUGCAACUGAACUGUAAUAAGGGCCAAUGCCAGCUGCAGCAAAGUGGUCCCCGCUGCCUAUGCCCAACCUCGGACACGCACUGGUACUGGGGAGAGACCUGUGCUUUGAGCACAAGCAAGAGCCUGGUGUACGGGAGUGUGGGGGCCUUAGCAGCACUGCUGGUGGUCGUGGUGGUGGUCCUGACCGUCUUCCUUGGCCGAUCCCAGAGAAAACUGCACAGGCAAGAAUACAAUUUGUCUCGAGAGUGGCAAGGAGAAGAUCUUCCUGGCAGUUUUCAGAACACAGGCAUCUGGGAAGAUGAGAAUCUGAAGGAGGACAGAUUUGCCCUUGAAAACCUCUACAGCCACUUCCAGCCCUCCCUGGAGAACGUUGACCCUACUGCAGAGCUCCAAAUCCAGAGGCCAAAGGUCGUGACAACUACUCAGUGAGAGAGACAAAAGCUCCCACC